Plasmodium gallinaceum is the source of this 1899-nucleotide messenger RNA. RefSeq names its product conserved Plasmodium protein, unknown function. NCBI's taxonomy places the organism in Eukaryota, Apicomplexa, Aconoidasida, Haemosporida, Plasmodiidae. The record is from RefSeq and is a predicted model, not a curated record. The transcript has a single exon. Bases 1 to 1899 code for a protein of 632 amino acids.
AUGAAAAAUAAUAAGGAAAUAAGAUUAAUUUACAGAAAAUUAGAUGACAAUUUUUUUGUUAUCAACAAACCUGUUAAUUGGACCUUAAAAAAGAAAAAAGUAAUUAAGGAUCUAAAUUUUUCAAAAUGUUUUAAAGAAUAUGAAGAGAAAGAAAAUAAAAAUGAAAAUACUAGAUAUAUAAAUGUUUUAAAAAACCUUAGCGUUUCUGAAAAAAAUACAUUUUUAUUCACUAAUUCAUCAUCAUAUUUUUAUAAUAAUUUUAAUUACAAUUUAGCUGAACGUAAUUUAAAAGAUAAAGAUAAGGAAGAUGGUAAGAGAAGCUCAAAUAACAAAUUUAUAGAAAAAUAUUAUUUAGAAUCUAUAUUAAGAUGUGAAACAAAAACAGAUAUAUAUUUUCCAUAUAAAUUACCCAUAUAUAUGAGUGGCCUGGUGAUAUGUUGCCGAGAUUACUUUAUUUAUAAGAAAUUUUUGCAAAUGAUUGAUGAAAAUAAAUUGAUAAGGAAGUAUAGAUGUCUAAUAAAUGAUCCUUUUGUUUUUAUUAGUAAUAAACAAAAUUCCUACAAAAAAGAAGAAAGUGUUAUAGAAAAUAUAAAGUUCCUAGAAAAACAAUACAAUCAAGAUAAAAGUGUUAAUAAAACUAAUGAUGAACAUAUUUACAAAAAGAUUUAUUUAUCAAAUAUUAGUUCAUUAAUAGCACAAAAAGAAGUAAGUGAAAUGUUUCCAUUUUAUAAUUUUUUUGAUAAUAAUCCUUAUACUUUAAAUUACUGGUAUUAUAUAACUAACUUAGAAAUUGAGAAAUUGACUGAAAAAAUGAGUUUUCUUUUAAAAAAUGAUAAAAAAAAAAGUACACCAUCAAAAAGGAAAAGAAUGAAAUAUAACUGUGAUUCAGAGAAGGAAAAUAAUGAUUACUUUAUAGAUGCAUAUUUAAAGAAAAGUCAACCUAUAAAAAGUCUUAAUAAUUUUUUCACUUAUAUUUUUAAUAGUGAUUCAAAUAAUUUUACAUGUUUAAAAAGAGAGCAUAGUGUUAUUAAAGAGUCUAAAGAACAAGACAAUCCUAAUAUUGAGAACCCUUAUUACAACAGUACACAUAAAAAAAGUGAAAAUGAGUUAAAACUUUCCUAUAAUAUGUGUAAUCUAAAUUUGAAUGACUUAUACAAUUCAAAAAAAAAAAUAUUAUUUCCAUUAUCCCUUUUUUUUAAUGAGAGCAAUUUUUUUUUUUUAGAUAAAGAAAUUGAUAAGUAUUCAUUAAAAUUUUCAAUGAUCUAUAAAAUAAAAAAUUAUAAAGAAUAUUUAGAAAAAAAUAUUUUUUUAAAUAAUGAAAAAAGUGUAAAUUAUAAUCUAGAAAAUUUGAGUAAUAUUUUUUUGAUUGAAUUUAUCCUGUUAGAUAACCCUAAACCUGAUCUUAUAAGGUUUUUUUUUAGUGAAGCAAAUACACCUAUAAUAAAUGAUAACAUAUUUGAUAAAAAUAAUUUUAAAAAGGACGUUAUUAAUGAGUUGAUAUUAAGAAAGGAAAAUAAUAAUUUGAAUGUAAAUACAAACAUUUUUGGAGAUACAUACAGUGAUAAUUUGCAUGAAUUUUUUAAUGAAAAAAUAGAAAAUUAUAAUAAACAAUAUAAUGAUAAUUUAUUAGACAAAUAUAAAUCAAAUACAAAUGCUUUUACUAUACCUGAUGAUAAUUCUUUAAAUAAUGCAAAUAAAGAAAUAAAACUUAAUUUAAAUAAUUAUUUUAUAAAUGAAACUAAAAAUCCAAUUGAUAAUGAUUAUGAAGAACAUAAUACAAAAAAAAAGUUUCCUAAAGAUAGUAAUUUAUGUUUAGAAUUAUAUCAAUUACAGUUUCGUGAUCCUCUUAGUAAUGAUUUUAUAAAAAUAGAAAAUUCUUUGUCUACUUCAUGGAUGUAA